Molecule: messenger RNA, 1265 nt
Organism: Eurytemora carolleeae
Lineage: Eukaryota; Metazoa; Arthropoda; Copepoda; Calanoida; Temoridae
Product: origin recognition complex subunit 3-like
Exons: 13
Coding region: 237-1265 (342 amino acids)
Biological process (GO): DNA replication; DNA replication initiation
Cellular component (GO): nuclear pre-replicative complex; DNA replication preinitiation complex; nuclear origin of replication recognition complex
Molecular function (GO): DNA replication origin binding
Source: RefSeq, a predicted model, not a curated record
AAAUUCUCACCCCUGACAUAAAUAAUUCAGAUGAUGAUGAUGAGGUUGAGUUGUCUGUAGUGAAGAAGUCUGAAGCUAGUUUUAAAUAUCUCCAGGAUUGGUAUUCUACUCAGUAUACAGGGGAUCAGAGACCACCACUAGUAUUUGUUAUUCAGGAUUUUGAGAACUGUUCUGGUUCUGCUCUUAAUGAUCUCAUAACUCUCUGUAGCAGGUAUCUGAGUAUUCUGCCUGUAAUAAUGAUAUUUGGAGUAGCUACCACACUAUCUGCUGUACACAAAUCCUUACCACAAUCUACCACAGCCAAGCUAACUAUCAACACAUUUGGAAGCCCGAAUGCAGCCCUACAUCUAGAAGAAGUUGUUAAGGCUGUAGUUCUUGAUACUGAGGUUCCGUUUAAACUGUCUGGAAGAGUUUUCCAGUUCCUACGGGAGAAUUUUCUAUUCCAUGAUUUCUCUGUGAAUCAGUUUUUAGCCGGAUAUAGGUUCAUCCUUGGAGAACAUUUCUACAGAAACCCAGCAGCUGCACUUGUACUGAAUGAGGCGGAUUGCCUGAAGAAAAUAGAAGACAUGGAUUUGGAUGAUCUUAGUUUUAUCUGCAGACUCAAUAGUUUCAGGGAGUAUAUGAGUGAGCUAGAGCUGGAUGAGCAGGCGGAGAUAUUGAUCAACCCAAAGAAAGCCAAGCAAACCAUUAAACCAUUAAUUCAGGAAUAUUUUGAUUAUUUGAAAACCUUUACGGCAGUUGUUCAAGUUCUUCACAUAGUUUCCAGAGAUCUACCCCGGCGUCCUCUAGGCCGGUUACUGAGCGAGGUUUAUGAACCUGCACUAGCUGGAGAUAUUCAUAGCUCACAACAAUAUAGGGAAUAUAUUUUUCACUUCUUAGAUAUAGAAAUAUAUUUAGAUGUGGGAGGUCUACCCCUUCUAUCCGAGUUCCUAGCUAAGGUAGAGGAGAACCUGGAGAAACUAAGAAACCUGGAUUCAGAUCUAGAAUAUUCAGGUUCCCCGGCUGUCCAGUCUCUAGCUGCUAGAUUUAACGACAGUUCAUCUAGCUCACCCUGUAUACUACCAAGCAAUCUAGAUAACAGCUCAAAUACUCCUGCUCCUAGCAGCUCAAAUACUCCUGCUCCUAGCAGCUCAAAUACUCCUGCUCCUGGCAGCUCAAAUUCGGCCAGCAGCACAAGAAAAUCAGUGCAACUGGAUCGAUACAAGCUUCAAGCUACCCUACUAGAAGCAGCUCAUAGAAACCAGAAACUCCAGGUAAAGUCUUAA